UUCACCUCUCCCUUUCUUUUAUCUCUUAGCUCUGCCUAUAAUAUGUUAUUUCAAGUUCAAACUUCUGUGGGGUUAGCUAGAACCUUAAUAUUACAAUCAAAGAUCAAAUGAAGAUGCAAAAAGCUUGGUUCUAUGAAGAGUAUGGUUCCAAGGAAGUUCUCAAGUUAGGGGAUUUCCCACUUCCUGUACCUCAUGAGAACCAGCUAGUUGUCCAAGUCCAGGCUGCUGCUUUGAAUCCUAUUGAUUAUAAGAUGCGCAAACAGCCCAUUAUUCCAAUAGAAUUCCCUGUUAUCCCAGGAUGUGACAUGGCUGGUGUGGUGGUGGCUAAAGGCGAUGGAGUUUCAAAAUUUGAGAUUGGUGACAAGGUUUAUGGAAACAUCCAAGACUUCAAUGCAGAAGGUAAAUUGAAGCGGCUUGGGACGCUGGCAGAGUUCACUUUGGUGGAGGAAACUUUGGUGGCCAUGAAACCAGAGAACAUUUCUUUCGAGGAGGCAGCCAGCUUGCCUUUAGCAGUUCAAACAGCAAUAGAAGGCUUCAAGACUGCAGGUUUUAAAGCUGGUCAGACAGUUUUCAUAGUUGGUGGAGCCGGUGGUGUUGGAACUUUGGUUGUUCAGCUGGCCAAGCAGCUUUAUGGAGCUUCCCAGGUUGUGGCAACAACUAGCACACCGAAGGUGGAGUUUGUCAAGAGCUUGGGUGCCGAUAAGGUUGUUGACUACACAAAGACUGGAUAUGAAGAAGUUCAGGAGAAAUAUGAUCUCCUAUAUGAUACUGUGGGUCACACUUGGAAAUCAUUUGUGGUGGUUAAGGAUGAUGGGGUAAUCAUUGACAUAACCUGGCCUUUAUCGUGUCAGAAAGCAGUUUAUUCAAGCUUGACAGUUUCUGGGGAUAUCUUGGAGAAGCUUGCGCCAUAUUUAGAGAGUGGAAAGCUAAAGCCGGUGAUUGAUCCUACAGGGCCGUAUCAUUUUUCUGAUGUUAUUGAAGCCUUUCGGUAUCUAGAAACUGGGAGAGCGAGAGGAAAGGUUGUAAUUUCCUCCUUCCCCUCACAGCACUUUCCUCCUACUUCUAGCUUCCUGGAUUAUUAGCAAGAAUGAUGCCACACUCCAAAUUGUUUCCUAGAGACAAUAUCUGUGUCUGUGCGCUAAGUUAUGUGCCAAAUCUUGAUCUUAAGAACGUACGAGUAAAACGAAAACUUUUUUUUAUCGAAUAAUGCUAUUGGUACACCUUUGUGUACUUUUUGAGUUACAUAAAAGUAUAUCAAUGACAAAAAAAUCUUUCAUGAGGCGCAUGAGGCAAAUGGUGUUUUGGUCAUAUUAUCCUUUUAUGUAGCCCAAGAUGUACAAAAAUGAUGUACAUGUAGUAUGAUUCUUUCUUACCUAUCUAUUGUUUUCAAGUGUUGUGCAAGUAUAUCUUUAAAUUAUAUCGAUCAAAUAAUUGUAUCCCCAUAUCUAGUUUGCCACGAUGAUGUAUUAAUUAGAAGUA
Messenger RNA from Diospyros lotus (date-plum), 1479 nucleotides. RefSeq names its product 2-methylene-furan-3-one reductase-like. The record is from RefSeq and is a predicted model, not a curated record. Gene Ontology annotation, molecular function: oxidoreductase activity, acting on the CH-CH group of donors, NAD or NADP as acceptor. Lineage: Eukaryota; Viridiplantae; Streptophyta; Magnoliopsida; Ericales; Ebenaceae. The transcript has 3 exons. The coding region runs from base 108 to 1082 and encodes 324 amino acids.